AUGGGCUUGCGAUUCUUUCUUGACCUAGGAUGCCCAACCUGUGUAAAUGAAAAGCUUCUCUUCACUCUUCUUCACAUCGCAAACUUAACUUCUCUACUUUCUAGCUUGAGAGAGAUCUUGAAGAAUUCAUACUGCUUGUCGAAGAGAGGAGUCGUCGUGUAUCCUAAGGUGGACCAGCUGCUCCCUAUCGUCGCAGGUUUAGGCUGGAGCGUGCUUGGUCUCAUGCGCUGCGAGCCGCAUAAGUUGAGCGGGUAUCAAGAGGAAGUCGUGGCUAAGAAUGUGUCUCCAUUGAGGAAGAAGCCAAAGCUCCCUUAUGCUGAGAAGACUCAAGUGAGGUUUGUUCCAACGUCAUCUACUGGGGUCAAACAUCUCGUUGGUGCUGAUAGCAAGAAGGUUGGUGGUACGCGCAUUGCUCGGGAUGUUCUACUCAAGCCUCCUGCUGACAAGUUUGAAAACCAUGAUCUACUCCGUAGAAUAGCCCGUGCUUGA
Messenger RNA from Prunus armeniaca (apricot), 489 nucleotides. Lineage: Eukaryota; Viridiplantae; Streptophyta; Magnoliopsida; Rosales; Rosaceae. The record is from the annotation of a GenBank genome assembly.